This is a messenger RNA of Dufourea novaeangliae, 846 nucleotides long. RefSeq names its product ubiquinol-cytochrome-c reductase complex assembly factor 1 (gene Uqcc1). Gene Ontology annotation, cellular component: mitochondrion. The record is from RefSeq and is a predicted model, not a curated record. The transcript has 6 exons. The coding region runs from base 12 to 779 and encodes 255 amino acids. Gene Ontology annotation, biological process: mitochondrial respiratory chain complex III assembly. Lineage: Eukaryota; Metazoa; Arthropoda; Insecta; Hymenoptera; Halictidae.
AAUCCGGAAAAAUGUAUUGCACAAAGAUGUUAACUCUUCAAAAGAAAGUAUUAUUGCCAUCAACAUUAAGUUAUAUUAUGGAACACCAAUAUAUUAUUACAAAUAAUAUAAAUGUUUCAAUAAGACCUCAGUUUCGUCAGUUUUGUGACAAUGCUGUCCAUGUGAAAAAUAUGACUAGGAAUUUAAGUAAAGUAGUAAAGCACAAAGGAUUAUUUUCAAAAGUAGUAAAUAGAUUUGAACUUUUUAAAAACAAAUAUAAAUUAAUGGCUCUGGGUUAUUUACGGUAUGAAAACGUAGUUGACCAACUCAAUUAUUCAGCAUUUUACAAAGAUUAUAAUAUGCCAGAUACAUUCUUCUCCUGGUACCUGGUCACAGAAUUACAUGUAUGGAUGUUAAUGGUACGUUUUAUGGGUGAAGGUGAAGAGGGUAAAUUGGUUAGAAAUAAUCUGGCAGAAGCCAUGUGGCAAGAUGUUGAUGGUAGAAUGAGUAAACUUGCAGUAAUCAGACCAAAGAUAAAAAAGAAACAAAUAAUCGAGUUAUCAUCACAAUUUAAUGCUGCUUUGAUUGGUUAUGACGAAGGAAUUUUAUCAGACGAUAAAGUGCUAGCUAGUGCACUCUGGAGCAGAUUUUUUGGUCUAGAGUGUAACAAUCCAGAACACAUUGAGUCACUUGUAAUUUAUGUGAGAAAGCAGAUUAACUUAUUAGAUACGAUACCAUCGCAGGAAAUUUUCACAUAUUCAACAAAACUGGAGUGGAUUGACUUAAGAAGUGUUAGGUAAAGGUUAUUCUUCUUGCAAAUUAAUAUGUAAAUAUCAUUUAGAUAAAAUUCGUAUAAUAAAUAAAUUA